AUGACGGUACACCAGUAUGCUGCAAAAUUUGCAGAGUUAUCACGUUUCCCCCCAUAUUUGAUCCUGGAUGAAGAGAAGAAGGCCAGGAAAUUUGAAGAAGGCCUAAAUUUCCAAAUAUAUGAACGAGUAAUGGUCCUGCAGAUGCAGUGUUUUUCGGAGUUAGUGCACAAGGCAAUUUUAGUAGAACAAAAUAUUAAGAGGGGCGUGGAAUUGCAAGAAACAAGAAAGAGAACUACUCCACAAGGAUCCUCGGGUAGGGAUCAAGGGCCAUGGAAGAAGAGAAAUGAAGGUAAUAGCUCGGGAAAAAGGCUUAUUCAGGGCACCCAACAAGGACUGGCUUUGCAAUUGGAUAGCAACAGGCCACCACCACCACCUAGGGCAGAAGGGACAGUUCGAGGCAACAUCCAACGUACUACUGCACCUGCAAGAGUCUUUGCCCUGACAUCUGGAGAGGCUGAAGAUAAGAAUGAUGUGAUCACAGGUACUCUUUCUUUGUUUUCUAAUAAUGCGACUGUGUUAUUUGAUUCGGGAGCUACACAUUCGUUUGUUUCUAUGACAUAUGCUCGACUUUGCACCUUAGAAACCAAAAAGUUAAAGUCCAAGUUACUGGUCGCGACCCCAACAGGAAAUUCGGUAGUAUGUGACGAGUUUCUACCAGGGUCUCCCGUAACAAUUGAGGGAAGAUCGAUGCCAGCAGAUCUAAUAGGGUUUAACAUGAUCGGGUUUGAUGUAAUUUUGGGUAUGGAUUGGCUGGCUCGUUACCAAGCCAGCAUAGACUGUUUUAAAAAGUGA
This is a messenger RNA of Juglans microcarpa x Juglans regia, 792 nucleotides long. RefSeq lists its product as uncharacterized. The record is from RefSeq and is a predicted model, not a curated record. The coding region runs from base 1 to 792 and encodes 263 amino acids. NCBI's taxonomy places the organism in Eukaryota, Viridiplantae, Streptophyta, Magnoliopsida, Fagales, Juglandaceae. The transcript is spliced from 3 exons.